AUGAGUAGAAAGGUUGAUUCUGUGAAAGACAUCAAUGACUCAAAAGAAACUUGGCGUCUUGUUGUUCGAAUACUGGAUGUUUGGAGUGUUGUGAAUAAUAAGGGUAUUGAACAUUUGGAGAUGAUUGUUAUGGAUUCCUUGGGUGAUCGAAUUCAGGUUCUUAUUCGUCAUGACCAUUUACUGAAAUGGAAAGAGGUCAUUAAGGAGAAUAUGACCUGCAUUAUAAAUAAUGGCAGUGUCUAUAACAAUGAUUUUCAGUGGAAGAUAAACCAUAUCCAAUCCAACACUCCGGGGAAGAAAGUUGUUGUUUCUGUUGUGCUGAAAGAUUUGAAGUAA
This is a messenger RNA of Lathyrus oleraceus (garden pea), 336 nucleotides long. RefSeq lists its product as uncharacterized. The transcript is spliced from 3 exons. Bases 1 to 336 code for a protein of 111 amino acids. The record is from RefSeq and is a predicted model, not a curated record. Lineage: Eukaryota; Viridiplantae; Streptophyta; Magnoliopsida; Fabales; Fabaceae.